UUGUACGUCUCUAUGACAACAGGACUGUUAAACCCUUUAGUGGAGCAGGGGAGAGAGAGGGACACUCACAGGAGAUUAUCUGGUGCUCCGGCCGGCUGUAUCACGAGAAUGUAGGCCAUUAAAACGAAUAACGAGUUCCCAUAUAAGAGGGUAUAAUACAUCUUUUUUUAUUUUUUGGAUUCUGAGUAAAAAGGAGACGCACAAGCAUCUGGUAGUGCCUAGAAACCAGGCUAUGUCUGUGUCUGUCACAUCACGCUGUCCUGUUGUAUCAGUAAGAUUCUACAAGCUGCAAUAAAUCUGCCAGUAACUCCAAUAACAAUGAGUCUGGUGCCAACGAGCACUAGGACCCAGGAGGAGUAUGAGGACGACUUUGAGAAGGACCUGGAUUGGCUGAUCAGUGAGGAGGGGACGAACGAUGGCCAGGAACCUGACUACGAGGACAUCGAGGCCGAAAUAGACAAGGAGCUGAAGGAGGAGGGGAAGGAGGAAGAGAAGAAGCGAGGGAGGAAGGAGGACAAGAAAAGCCCGAAGGAGGAGAAGUGGGCGAGCGAGUCAGAGAAGGCGGAGGAGGAGGAGAGGUGGCCCUCGCCUAUGGAACCUUUGGAGUUCGACUCCGACCGAGACAGUCCAUAUAAGGGCGGAUCGCCCGCAGCGCCGCCCCCUCCGGUGCUGGAAGACCAACCGGAAGAGGAGAAGAAGUACAUCCUGGAGAAGAUCCAGCUAGCCAAUCGGCAGCUGCAGGACCAGGAAGCGCCGGACAUGACUCGGCGCCGACGCCUUCACUUCAAAGAAACGCUAGUGGAUUUGGUGGUGGCGCCGCUGGACUACGAGAAAGACAGCAGCACCCCCCAAAAGACGGGGGUGGUAGAGCAGGUGAGCAGCACGGCCAGAGGCAAGGAAAUGGAGGUAGAGAGUGAAGUGUCAGGGAAGCUCUCUGAGCUGAAGAUCACCCCACGGGAAGGUGAAGGAGGAGGGCAGGGGAUCAAGGAUGGGGGUGGUGGUGGAGGUGGAGAGGCUGGCCAGAGUGGACCGGGGAAAGAGGGCAAAGUCCUGGUGGAGAAAGAUGGCAAGUUUGACCUUGUCAGCCUGAAGGAGGUGGAGAGCCGCGGCCUGAUGCUGCCACCUUUAGCGAGCUUCCCCAGCGACAACUCACGCUCGUCCUCCCGUCCAAGUGACCUGAGCCCGAACAAGACCCCCACAUCCUCGCCGCUGCGUCCCAUCUCUAGCACUAUGUCCAUAGGGAUCGAGCACCACCGCGCCCCCAGACCUCCGGCCCAGCCCAGGAACCGGCCCAACUCGGCCAGUCACAGCCAGAGGGGCAGCGGGGGGAGGGGCACCAAGCGCAGGGUGCAGUCGGCCAACAGUACCCCUUCCCAGCAGGCCACCUUCACUCUCUCGCCCCAACAGAAGGAGCUACUGAACAAAAUACAGGAGAGGAGAGAGAGGCUCGCCAGAGAGGAGGAGCAGAGGAAGAGGGAAGAGGAUGAGCAGAAGCGUCAGGAGAAUGAGCUGGCGUUCCGGGCAUGGCUGGUGAGGAAGAAGGAGCAGUUGCAGGAGGAGAAGAGGAUCUACAGAGCCCAGGAGAUGGAGAGAAGUAAUGGCAGGAGGGAGCACAGUGACCCAGACGAGGCCUUUAAGUCGUGGCUGCAGAGGAAACACGAACAACAGCAGAGAGACAGACAGCUGGAGGAGAUGAAGAGGCUGGAGGAGGAGAGUGGAUUCUACCUGCACAACCGAGAAGAGUGUGAACGAGCCUUCAAACUGUGGCUGAAGAAGAAGCGGGCAGAGAAGCGGGCGGAGCAGCAGGCGGCCAGAGAGCGCUCCCGCAGGCUGGUGUUUGAGGAGCGGCGCGCCCGGCGCAUGCAGGACCUCCUGUGCACCGUCAACGAGACCAAGCCUUUCCGCUUCACCGAGCACCUGGCGUACCGCUUCUGAGCGGCUUCUGAACCCACCAUUCGCAACAUCAUACCUCGAGAGGGAAUAGUCGAGAUCUGAGCAAAGCUAAGGGUACGGGUACACAGAGACACAUGAACACGGAUGAAAUUGUAUAUGACUUAGGGCCUACAUAGUUGUCUAUUUUUAGCUCUAUAAAAGUACAACUAAUCUUCACUUUUUCAUAAGGGUUUCAUAAGGAAAAAAUACUUUUUUGGAGGGAUAAUCAGCUCCGUUGUCAUUCAUCCUGCAUUGGAUGACUCCCAUUGAAAAAGCAUCUUCUCCACCCGAAACCCCCCCCCGAAAUCUCAGUGUGGGAGAGGGGAAUCACCAAAGAAAUCUAGGCUCCGUUCCAGUAUAAACUAGCAUACAACUUAAAAUGAGGCAUUUGUACUGAACGUGAAUCUUUAGAUGGAAUCAGCACUGAGACUACUGUCGAGAGAAGGGCUUUAUUUUCUACCUUUUCAUUUGUCGCAGAUGAUCCGUUUAGGACCUCCGACGUUCUGUUUUCUUCGACGUUACUUCAUAAAACAUGCACAAGUCCUAAGGGUUUCGAAUUGAUCAGGCGUCGGUGAUCUAUCCCGUGCUCACUGUGUACAGUAUAUCAAGAGAUUAUUUGAUCGAAUGAAUAAUUAUAACCAAGGUGACUGGUUCAAUAGCUGUGUGACAACAAAUAUAUAUAUACAGAAUGUGAUUAUAGGCCUACUGGCACUUGUUCUCUACGUUGUCAACAGCCUCCUCUCUGUUGCUGAUGCACUUUAACCUAGCCUACUAGAAAACAUUGAGCUCACAAAUGCCUGCAGUGCUAGUAGGUAGUCUCGGUGUGGGUAGCCAUAUUGCCACUGUUACCAUAAUGCCUUUAUAAAUCGUUUGUCACUGAGUGUUUUAAAGUUUAUUCUUAAAUCUG
Messenger RNA from Salmo salar (Atlantic salmon), 2839 nucleotides. It is a transcript of the gene ccdc181, whose product is annotated as coiled-coil domain containing 181. Gene Ontology annotation, molecular function: microtubule binding. Lineage: Eukaryota; Metazoa; Chordata; Actinopteri; Salmoniformes; Salmonidae. The record is from RefSeq and is a predicted model, not a curated record.